AUGGGAAGGUCGCAGCUCCAAUUCCGGACGCGCGGACGCGGUGGUCGAGACGGCAGCAAUGGACAGCGUGGCGGUCGGCGAGAUGGUCGAAAGGUCGAAACUAAGCCUCUGGAGAGCAAUGCGUAUCGCUUCGCUGAGGAUGAGGACGACGAGGACGACGGAUAUCACGAAGUAGGAGACGCAGUUGGCGACGGUGCGACUACCAAGCGCAACUUGCGAUUUAACCCUGACAUUCAGCAUCAAACCUUGGGCACGGGGGGUGCCGGACACUUUCAGACAAAGACGAUGCGGGAAUGGGACGAUGGAAUCCAAAAGCAGCCAUUGGCCAUGGCAUUGGACUUGCAUGAGAUUGGACGACAGUUGCAAACCGUUGCGCCAGACAAACGGUUCCAAAUUGACUCCAAGUAUUGCAUCGAUCUACCCUACAAGGCACAACCGGCCACGGAAGGCCAGACCACGCUGUCGCCGCCGUCGUCACAAAUUCCACCGCUGCCCGCCACGAACCUCCCGACUAAACCCUCGAGCUUGACGGCUGCCGCUACUUCGACCGCGCCAGUCCCUCUUGUGGCUGCAUCGCAUCAAGCGCACACGUCGCCGCAGGUGCCAGUAUCGGUCGUUCAAGGGACAACGCCGGCAAAAGCAGUAGUCACGCAAGUGCUACCUCCCCCACAACCUGAAACGCCCGCGCCAGCAUGUGAGAUUGACGACGAGUUGGACGAACUGCUCAACAUGUAGCAUUGUGUUGGUUGGCAAGGUGGAUCAAUGUGACCUUGCUUCGAUCGCAGACACAGCCACACGUUGAUGUUUGGAAUUAUACACGCAUCUAACAGUUCUACCGAAAACAAUUUAUCGCUAGUCAUUUAUAACGCC
Molecule: messenger RNA, 870 nt
Organism: Aphanomyces astaci
Lineage: Eukaryota; Oomycota; Saprolegniomycetes; Saprolegniales; Verrucalvaceae
Exons: 2
Coding region: 1-735 (244 amino acids)
Source: RefSeq, a predicted model, not a curated record